UUCCGCAACCGUGGCAGGUGUCGGUGCCGUGAUGUGUGUACUGUGAAGUUUAGUGCCGAACUUUUUACUUCCAUCCAACUCAUAUCGGAUUGCACUUUGUGUUUCACCAUGGGCGAAUCAAUGCUGAAAGAGGAUCCGCUUUCGAGAAUCCAACGGGAGAUCAUAGAAGUAACGGAGAGGGAGCGUGAGUUCAAAGAGGGUCACUUUAGAAUUAAUAGACUCAUGUCCGAAUCAACGCUUGACAUGAGUAGUCAGAAUGGGCAUGUCAAUGGAAAUACUGAAAAAUCAAAAACUCUCAACAGAGCGGUCUCAACGUCGCAUCUUCUUGGGCCCAUCGCACCCUCUCCGCCGCCGACACCAACGGUUUUAAACACGAACGGCUACACUCGCCGAUUCACACCACAAACUGGAACUAAAGGAAUAAUGCAAAGGUUUAUAGCUAAUAAGGGCAAGUUACCAGCCUCAUCACCUGUUUCAACGACGCCUCCCGCUGCAAUAGCAGCUCCACUUGCACUCACUUCGGUCACCGUUGCGCCCCUCGUUGCUCCGGAUCCAGCUGUGAUCAACCGUACUCCUGAAGGAAAGCCUGUACGUAAAGGCUAUGUACCUGUAGAAGAGAAAAUUCAGAAGGAACUAAGAGAAAUGAAAGAUAGGGAGCACGAACUAAAGAAAAUGAGGAAGAAACAAAAACCGUUCGAUAUUGAGUUGAGUGACAAUGAGACUACUUCAGAGUCGGAGGAUGAGGAAAUUCCUAUGCCUGGGAAAUUGAAAGCUACUAAAUCUAUAGGUGAAUUAUACGAGGCCCUUAAUGAAGACCUAAGAUCUCCAUCUCCAAGAAAUAGUUCCGGACACGAAUCCUUGGGUAGUUUAAAACCGGCCAAAUCAUUGGCGGAACUAUGUGACCUCGGGCCCGGCCAAGAGUUCCUGGCACCGAGUUCGACACGCCUCAUAGCGCAAUGGGAGUCUAUUAUACAACAGAAGCAAGAAGCUGGAGCGGCCUAAACCUAACCUAAG
This is a messenger RNA of Melitaea cinxia (Glanville fritillary), 1014 nucleotides long. RefSeq lists its product as uncharacterized. The transcript has 2 exons. The coding region runs from base 109 to 1002 and encodes 297 amino acids. The record is from RefSeq and is a predicted model, not a curated record. NCBI's taxonomy places the organism in Eukaryota, Metazoa, Arthropoda, Insecta, Lepidoptera, Nymphalidae.